Molecule: messenger RNA, 624 nt
Organism: Rhodamnia argentea
Lineage: Eukaryota; Viridiplantae; Streptophyta; Magnoliopsida; Myrtales; Myrtaceae
Product: RING-H2 finger protein ATL22-like
Exons: 1
Coding region: 1-624 (207 amino acids)
Biological process (GO): protein ubiquitination
Cellular component (GO): cytoplasm
Molecular function (GO): ubiquitin protein ligase activity
Source: RefSeq, a predicted model, not a curated record
AUGGAAAGUCGCGAUUGCUUCGACCGGGUCACAAGAGCCCGCUCCUUCAUGCUCGAGCGAGACAACAUGCCGCGCACCGCCGACAAUCUCUCGUUGAUGAGGCAGAGGUUGUUCGGCGAGGGUUCUUGGGUCGUGGCAUAUGAGACCGGUGAAUUCGUCAGGAUGACGGAGUCGGACAUAGACAUCGGCAUUGCAAACGCAGCCCUGUACCUAGAGGAAGUGUUGGCGAGCAACAACUACUCUCACCUCACGAAGAUACCAAUCUGUAUGAGUCUCCGGAUUGAGAUAUGGUGGACCGAGCAGCUGGAAUUGGCCGAGGCGCUACAAGAGUCGAUGGACAACGCCGACUUUGGGGCGAUACCGGCGACUCGAGAAGCUAUCGACCUGCUCGAGAAGACGAGACCGGACAAGAGUCCAAGCGAAGGUGACAUGGCAGAGCCCUGUUCGAUAUGCUUGGAAGAGAUGAACGCGCUCGACGUGGAAGUUGCACGCAUGCCAUGCAGGCACGUGUUUCACUAUGACUGUAUCAGCCGAUGGCUUAGCACGAGUCAUAUGUGCCCACUGUGCCGUUUUCCCAUGCCUACUGAUCCUGUUAGUCAACAGCAAACGAUGCGAUUUGAUUAG